ACUGAAGUGUACACGAUAUUUAACAAGGUCGUUGACUAGACAUCGAACAGCCGAAUAUUUCUUUUGACUCGAACUCUCGCAAGCAAACGUCUUUUAGCACCUUUAUUCAAGCCCACAAGUAUUGUGCUAUCCAUUAACUGUAACUUUUUCGUAGAGCUGUUGUUGCUAUUUGUUUGUAUUGAAGUUCACGCAUAUAAUCUCUGUAAAUAUUUUAGAAAAAGCUGCCAAAACAAUCAAUCGGCUUUUAAGACAAAUAAUGUUUGAACAUAUUUGAGUUGGGUUAUGGUUUUUUCAAAAGUGAAUUGUGAUAUUUUUGCAUAUCCAAAUAAUUAUAACCAAUAAAAGCACGUUUCAAGCAAUUACAAUGGCUCUCUGUGUGAUGAAUCCCGUUGAAACCCGCGAUUCGAAUGUCAAUAAAUAUGCUUUGAAACUGCUUGGGAUCAGUAAUAAAGAAUUGACUGAUGAAGAAAUCCUUGAAUGCUUAUCUAUGUACAUAAAACCAUCCUCAAUAGAAGCUCUUUUAUUUGACUCUUUUAAUAAUUUUUAUGUUUUAUUUCUAAAUAAUAUCGAUUCUACUUGUCGUUUAGUAGGAAAAACGUUAGAAUUCCAAUCACAUUGCAUUGACAUUUAUCCACUUCUUGACUGUUUUUUAAUUGAUAAUGUCUAUCCAUGCAUAAAAAAUGAUGAACUCCGUGAUAUUUUUAGAGCUUUUGGUAAUGUUUUUACAGUAUCGAACCACCAUAUUGUCCCCAAUUCAUCGAAGUUCUCACAUGUUUUAAGUGGCAAACGGGAAAUAACUUUUUUAUUGCCAGGAAAAGAAAGUUCAAUAUAUAUCCCAUUAAAUGUUGUUCAUUCUCCAUAUUCGUUUCAUGUAAGAAAAUUUUGUUGUGCUUGCUUAACAGAAGGUCAUUCAGUUUUACAUUGUCCUGAUAUUGAACAUGAUGAAGAUAUGCAAAAAAUAAAGCAUGAUGACAAUGAUAGUGGUGGCGAAUUGGACUUUAUAAUUAAAUCAGAAGAUAUUAAUUUAUUUGAAGAUUAUAAAGUAGAAGAUCCUGUUCCUGAAUCUCAAUUCUGUCAUUAUUCUGUUGGACGUAAAUGGAAAACUGCUGCUGCUGGUACAUCAAAAGAAAGUAAGGAACCACCACAAGAUAUGCCAGAAAAUAAUAUAGUAAACACUAAGAAAGGUAAUGAAACUAAACCAGACGAUGUUGCUAUGACUGCGUCUCAAGAAGUAAACACUAAGAAAAGUAUUGAAACUAAACCAGACGAUGUUCCUAUGAAUAUGUCUCAAGAAGGUAAACAUAAGAAACAGAAGAUCGAUAAUGGCAAUGAUUUAACAAAAGUAGUUUCAUCAUCAUCGGUUUGCAGGUUCUCUUCCAAAUUUGCACAUGUUGUUCAGCACACCGUCAGAAAGUCAAUGACUGUGUUGCCACCGUUAGCAGAGGAACUUAUUAAUGAAGUUUGUGGAACUUGUAUCAUUGAAGCAAAUGUCAUAAAACAAAUGGUUGUAACUGACGGAAGGUGGAAAUCAGAAAUUAUCAAAUUUGCUUUCAAUUACGUAGAAAGUCUGGUCGAUCUACUAAAAUUUUUGAAACAGAUUAUGAAACGGUGUCGUAAGGAUGAAAAAUAUGUAUGCUUACAAGGCCCAUUCACUAACAAAGUGAGAAGGCUUCAAGUUAUUCUAUGUAGGUUUGAUUUGUUAAAAUAGGUGUCUAGUAAUCUUAUUAUGCAAUGGAUGUGGGAAAAUUUUUUCUUAUUAUUUCAUUUAUCAUCAUCCAUUUUUUUAAACGUAUUUUUUAUUUCCAUUUGUUUUAAAAAUGGUUCGAAUGAUAUUUUAUCUAUACAUAUAUAUAAGAGAGUUAGAAGCUUGAUCUUGGUAGUUUUGUAUUACAAUUGAUGCAUCGAAUCAUUUAAUUAUAAUUGACAUUAUCAUUGUGUAUUAGAUAUAGUAAUAAGCUAUAAAAGGAAUCAGGGUUGCCACGCCACCGGGAAAACGCAAGGAAAUUUGGAAAUUUUCAUAAUAAUAAUAAUAAAAAAGGUCGUAAUCACAGCUUCCAAAAACGGAAGAAUACUGUUCGCGAUUGUGUAAUGCGGAAACUCGCCCCUUUUCUACUCUCUCCCUUUUGUUUCUGUAUAUAUCAGUCCGGUUUCGAUUUCAGAAGACAGUUGUUCUUUUUCCAUGAGAUUUCCAAAUUGCAGCUAGCAAGCAUCCCCGAGAGUUUUGUAAGUGCUUGAAAGAAUAGAAUUGGCAGAAAUUUCUUUGGCUGAAACAUUCAAUUUGCUGAAGCAGUGCGGUGGCGUUUAAUCUACCAUACUUGAGUUUACUGAAUGGUUUGUUUAUUAUCUGAGAGACUGUCAGCUUAUUCAAAGUAGAUUGGAGAAUUUUUUUUAUCAAAUGAGCUUUCCGAAAUCCGUAUUUAAUACGAAUUGGACGGAUAAAAUAAAAUCAAUCCUGAUUUUUUAAAAUGUGUUCGAGAAGUUGCACAAAAUCCAUUUGUUGCGUACUGCUCGCUUUGUAAAAAAAAAUAAUAAGCCUAAGUAAUAUGGGGAAACAUCCAUUUACUAAUCAUGCUAAAAUGAGGGGGGGGGACAUACACAAGACUGCCUACCAGGUCAAAAGAAUCAUCAUUGAUGUUGGACUUUGUAUCUAAAAGGAAUACAGGAAAAGAUGACAUGUUAAAUCCGAAAGCGUUAAAUUUAAUGUCCGAAAAUAAACCGAUUUGGAACUUUUUAGUUAAAGAACAAUAUCUUAAAAUUGUAUUUUUAUGGGCAUUAAAAAUUUUGGGUUACAUUCAUGCUUUAAUGCAUUCAGUGAUAUAUUGGAAAUAUUUUCACAUAUGCUCACUGAAAGUGAAAGAGCUAAAAAAAUGUACAUUAGGCAAAAUGUCGUUCCUUAUUCAUUUAGGAAAAGCUCCAUUAGGAUAGCUGAAAAAUCUGCAAAAGUUGCAGAAAUUGAUGUCCAAAUACAUGAUUUGGCAAAAAUGAAUAAACAACAAAAAAAACAAAAAAAAAGUAAUCUUGCUUUGUAAUGAUUUUUAAAAAAAUCAUGAUAAAAAUAUUUCGCGUUUUAUUUCACCCGAGUCCUUAAUUAUAAGUGAUUUAUAAUUAAAAAACAUGACAGGUAAUAUGUCUGUCCUUAAUAUAUAAAUUGAAUCUUCUAAACAAUAAAUAAACAGAACUUUUUUUAUAUGCAUAUAUAAAUCGCCUUCUAAUAUGCUAUUAUUUCGAAUAAAAUAAUAUGGUAUAAUGUUCGAAUAAUGAUGUAAUGAAAUCAUAUUGCAUUGUAACUAGCACAUGAGUGCUAUUCCCUCAAUACCUGAAAUCCUGAAUACACUUACAGGGAAAAAAACAGGGACUUUUUUUUCCAGAUUUCAGUGGCAACCCUGAUAUUGCUUUUUCUGAUUUUUAAUUUCAUUAUUUUAAAUACUUGAAAUGGGUUAUAGCAUUGAUCUAUGAUUUCAAUUAUGAUCUUUUGUCAUAAAUAUUUUGCUAUAUUUUGAUAUGA
Molecule: messenger RNA, 3505 nt
Organism: Argiope bruennichi
Lineage: Eukaryota; Metazoa; Arthropoda; Arachnida; Araneae; Araneidae
Exons: 7
Coding region: 365-1708 (447 amino acids)
Source: RefSeq, a predicted model, not a curated record